AUGGCAAAAUCUUACGUGUUAUCAGGGAGCACGGCUACCAUUUCAGCCCCCAUCGGAGGAGUAGGCAGUAACACUAAUAAUAGUCUUCCCAUAAUUGAAGAUAUUCGUAAUUUAACUAUAUCAGGCCCAAAACCAAUUCAUGUAUUCUCAUCAUCGUUAAAAGCUAACAUCAUCUUAGUAGCAAAGUAUACUUUCCAUGCCGAAAAUGAAAAUGAAUUGGCUAUUAGAAAAGGUGAUAUCUUGAAAUUAUUAGAUAGAUGUGGAGAUGGUUGGUUAUUAGUUAAAUUUGUUGAUAAAUUAUUGGACCCUGGAUUAAUUCCAGCUUCUUAUAUUGAUAUUGCUGUCAAUGAUCAAUCAAACCCCAUUACAUUGACCUGGUUACAACUGACAAAUGAUGAAUAUUCCAACAAUAGUAAGUUGAUUGAAGAAUAUAAUUAUAUCCAAUUUCAAUUAAAAAAUGAUAUUCAUAAUAAACCAUUAACUGUCAAUAAUAAGGCUUAUCCAGUUUGUGCAUCCAUAGCCAAUUUCCUGUUAUUCAAAGAUAGAUAUUGGUAUAGAAUAGAUGUGGAAUAUUCUAAUCAAACCAAAACUCAUAUUGGAAGAUAUUAUCAAGAUUUUUAUAAUUUACAUAUUAUUUUGAAAAAUUUGAUAGGUAAUAAGAAUGUUGAUAAUGAAGACUUGAAUUUACCAAAGUUACCAGAACCAAUUUCAGUUAAUGAAGACGAUUUAGAUGAAGAAAAGAUCAAUACUUUAUUAAAGAGAUGUAAUGCCUUACAUACUUAUAUGAAUAAAUUAAUUCUCAAUAAUUAUUUUCAAACUUCAAUGGUUUUAAUCGAUUGGUUAGAUUUAGACCAUGAUACAAAUGAAUUAAAGGGGUUCAAGAAUGAUAAUCUUAUUGAUAAUUUAAGUAAUGAUCAAAUUAAUGAGAAAAUCUUACCAGGUUCAGUCAAUAUUGUUAAACAAUAUUAUGAUAAAAAGUCACUUGAAUUACAAGCCUAUGAUGAAAGUAAUGGAGAUUUACCAAAGAGAUCAAAGACAAAAAAUACUUAUAAUCACUAUCAACAAGCCAGAAAUGGAAGUAUUAAUAGAAAUAACUCAAUUGGUGUGAAUAGAAAUAAUUCUACAAGUAUUAACAGAAAUAAUUCAGUUAAUAUCAAUAGAAAUAACUCAGUUAGUUAUAAUCAAACUAAUCAUAAUCCUAGUAGUACUCCAAUUAAUGUUAAUAGAAAUAAUUCAACUAGUAUUGAUCCUUUAUCAAGAAAUAAUUCAGAUUCAGCUGAUAGUACUCCUAAUACUAGUUUUAAUACUACAGCACCAAUGCCAUCUAGUAAUACUACUGUUGACACAUCAUUUGGUUCAAAUCAGUCAACUUCAUCAAUAACCCCGACCAAAAUGCCAUUUUCUCCACAUGUACCUUAUCCAACUAAAAUUUCACCUCCAAAAUUAUCAGCUAAUAGUCCUGCUUUACCUUAUUCACCAACUAUGCAAUUUUCACCUCAAUUUUCUCCACAAUAUUCUCCACAAUUAGUUUAUUCUAAUAUGUCUCCUCAAUUACAACCAAUAUCACAAGCCCAACCCUAUCAAUCAAAUGUGAUAAAUUAUAAUAAUAAUCAUCAAUUUAUUAAAUGUAAAAUAGUUAACUUUAAUAAUGAAAUUGUUGCUAUUAAACUUAAUAAAGCAUUAAUUAGAUCUAUUAACGAUAUUAAAGUUUUAGUUAAACAAAAAAUUUAUUUCACUAAACUAUUCAUUAAGUUACCUAAUUCAAAUAAUUAUGAAAAUAUUGAUAUUGUAAAUUUCAGUAUUUCUGAAUUUUUACGAUUUAAUGAUAAAGUUUAUCUUAAAAUCAGUUAG
This is a messenger RNA of Scheffersomyces coipomensis, 1851 nucleotides long. RefSeq lists its product as uncharacterized. Bases 1 to 1851 code for a protein of 616 amino acids. NCBI's taxonomy places the organism in Eukaryota, Fungi, Ascomycota, Pichiomycetes, Serinales, Debaryomycetaceae. Gene Ontology annotation, cellular component: cytoplasm; mating projection tip. The record is from RefSeq and is a predicted model, not a curated record. Gene Ontology annotation, biological process: conjugation with cellular fusion. The transcript has a single exon. Gene Ontology annotation, molecular function: phosphatidylinositol binding; protein-macromolecule adaptor activity; protein binding.